UACACUCUUAUUUCUCUUUACCAGUUCUCAUUUCUCUCUCUCUUUUGCACAAUCGGUUGGUCGCAUCUGCAUAUGAAAUUCCAUAGUAGCCCUCAACCAUGCCGGCCUCAGCAUCAUCGGCGCCGCCCCCUCCGACUCACAGCCGUCGAGAGGAUCUGAUCGGACGGCUGAGCUCUUCUUCCACCGAGGCAAAACUCAAAGCUCUCCGUGACCUCAAGAAUCAGAUCAUCGGUAACCGCACGAAGAAGCUUUGUUUCCUCAAACUCGGCGCCGUUCCGUCUGUAACCUCCAUACUCUCUUCCUCCUCCGCUGCUGCAGCUGGUUCGGUUUGUGCCGGUAAUGACGUGGAACUCAACGAUUCGCUUAUUAUUCAAUCCGCUGCUGCUAUUGGUAGCUUCGCUUGUGGCUUUGAUGAUGGUGUUAAAGCAGUCCUUGAUGCCGGUGCCUUUCCUCUUCUUCUUCGCCUUAUUUCUUAUCCUAAUGAUAAGGUAGUCGGAGCAGCUGCUCGUUCCCUUAAGUUCAUUUAUCAAUCGAAGUUGGCCCCAAGGUAUGAUUUUCUGCAGGGGAACAAUAUGGAAUUUAUCCAGUCGCUACUGAAUAGUGAAAAUGAGAAUGUGACUGGACUUGGUGCAAGUAUCAUUACACAUUCUUGCCGGACAAGUAUGGAGCAGAAAGCAUUAAGUGAUGCUGGAAUUAUUAAAAAACUCACUUGUAUGCUUGGAGGGUCUGUAACUCAAAAAGAUGCUAGUUUGGAGUCUCUAGCCACUAUCCUGAAGGGAAAUCCUGAUGUCAUAUCAAAGUUCACGGAUCCUGAAAAUGGUGGAGCAUUGGGUACUGUUACUGAAUUGACCAAGGAUAAAAAUGCCCGGACAAGAUUGCUUGCUUGCAUAUGCUUGAUUGUCAUAAAGAACUCUGCUCCUUCUUGCCUUCAAGAUUUACGAAUCAAAACAAAAUUGAUACUAAUACUACUUGAGCUUCUUGAGGAUGAUCAAGUUGGAGACGAAGCUCCUUUUGCCUUGUCUAGUUUGAUUGCAGAAAAGGAGGAUUUGCAAGUAUUAGCAUUCGAGGCAAAUGUUAUUGAUAAACUUGUCAACCACCUGCGGAAUGGUCCAUUGUUGUCGAGGCGUUUGGAGGGAAUACUUAUUGCAUUGGCUAACAUGUGUUCGAGAUUGGAACGCUGCAGGGAUCGGCUUUUGUCGUUAGAGGCUAUGAAGUUUGUAACUGAUGCCCUGAGUCAGGAUAGUGGUGAAGUGCGUGCUGCAGCAUGUAUUUGUUUGAAAAAUGUUUCUCGCUCAGUGAAGAAUCUUAGUGCAGGUCUAUUUAUGAAAGAGAGUUUUGUUGUUCCAUUGGUUCGGCUUUUGUUUGAUGAUUUGACCUUUGUCCAGGCUUCUGCCCUUGAUGCCAUCAGCAACGUAGUGGUUGAUUUCUUGGCGCAUAAGACAAUGUUUAUGCAAUGUGGAGGUGUGAAGCAGCUUGUUCAGCUUUCAAAGUCAAUGGAUUCAAUUAUUAGGGUAAAGGCCGUGUGUGCUUUAAGGAACCUAACAUUCCUUGUGAACAACAAAUGUAAAGAGGAAAUUCUAUCAGAGCUCACGCAGUUGACCCUUAGAAGCCUGAUUUGUGAUCCUGAGGUUUGUGUUCAAGAGCAAGCUUUAGCUUUGGUUCGUAAUCUUGUUGAUGGGCCUCUAGAUUGUAUCCAGCAUGUCUUUGCUGAGGACGCUCUUCUGCUGCAUGCUGUUGGACAGCAACUGCAAAGUGCUUCAAAAGACGAAAUCUUUAUUCAGGGUAUGUACGUCUUUACCAAUGUUGCAUCUGGAAAUGAAGUGCACAAGGAAGCUGUUAUGCAAGAGCUCUUUCCACCAUUAGCUAAUGAUUCUGAAUCAAUUAUGUUCAAGUUUUUACAUAGUGAUGAUAGACGAUUACGUACAGCAGCAGUUUGGGCUCUAGUAAACCUUACUUUUCCAAGCAGUUCUGGUGCAUUUGGCCGAGUGAUGAAACUACGGAAUGCUGGCAUAGUUUCCCAGUUGAAAAUUUUGGCCAAUGAUCCUUGCCUUGAUGUAAAGCUUAGAGCGAGGACGGCUCUGGGGCAAUCAAUGACUUCUGGUGAUGGUUCUACGUGACUAUUAUAUUUUAUCCUUAAUUCAGUGGUUGGUGAGAGAUUCUGGUGCAGAAUGUUGCUUGGGCGUCAACAUGUUUUAUAUAAUGCCAUGUCUGCAAUCUUUGGGACCAAGGAUAACAUGGUAUAUUCAUCAAGGUUUAAGCUUACUCCAGCAUUUUUCAAAUUCAAGGCUUUUGCUUUGUUUGGUUUAUGCUUGUGUGGCCUAGCCGGUCGUAUUCAACUGUAUCGUUCUGUACCCCCCAGCCGCAAUUUUGUAUAUUUUUUUGUCCUUGUGUAAUGUUAUCUAUGAUUGUUUCACCUGUUAUUCUGUAUUUUCCCAUUAUUGGAGGGUGUUGGCAUGGGAUAAUUAAUGAGAAGGCAUUAUCGUCCCUUGUCUCUCUUUAUCUCGAGGG
This is a messenger RNA of Solanum dulcamara, 2508 nucleotides long. RefSeq lists its product as uncharacterized. The record is from RefSeq and is a predicted model, not a curated record. The transcript has 9 exons. Gene Ontology annotation, cellular component: GID complex. Lineage: Eukaryota; Viridiplantae; Streptophyta; Magnoliopsida; Solanales; Solanaceae. Gene Ontology annotation, molecular function: protein binding. Gene Ontology annotation, biological process: proteasome-mediated ubiquitin-dependent protein catabolic process. The coding region runs from base 99 to 2117 and encodes 672 amino acids.